Zeugodacus cucurbitae (melon fly) is the source of this 4909-nucleotide messenger RNA. RefSeq names its product formin-like protein (gene Frl). The transcript has 10 exons. The record is from RefSeq and is a predicted model, not a curated record. Lineage: Eukaryota; Metazoa; Arthropoda; Insecta; Diptera; Tephritidae. Gene Ontology annotation, molecular function: actin filament binding; small GTPase binding. Gene Ontology annotation, cellular component: cytosol. Gene Ontology annotation, biological process: cortical actin cytoskeleton organization; cell migration; regulation of cell shape. Bases 783 to 4385 code for a protein of 1200 amino acids.
UUUCCAAUCCAAUUGUCAGUGCAUGUUUUGUGACGGAGUGUUGAAGUAACUUAUUUUCGUGGAAUAGUAGUGAAAUAGUGGUUAUUGUUUGUUGUUGGUGUCCAUAAGGGAAAAAAUAAAUAAAACAAAAAGGAAAAAGUGGUAAUAAAUGCCGGGACGCGUUCUCUUAUGCAAAGAUAUGCUGAAAUAAGCAUUCAAUAAAUAUGUUUUAAUUUGAUGAGAACAUGCAAAAUAUGUGAAUGUAAAUUGCAAAAGAAGCACAACGACGAUAGCGAAUUACAUUCGAAGUAUAUUUAAUAUAGUGGGGAAUUUAAGUGUAUUGAAUGUGCUUAAUUUAGUGGUAUAUAUUUUUGAGUGGUUGUGACAAAUUAAUGUGCGUGUGUAAACCGAGUCCAUCGCUCCAACGAAUUCGCUUGCAGUUGCCACCACCAUACCAACCGUACUAAAAACGAAGUAGUACUCCUGUUAUAUUCAACCGAUAACGUUACGCGUCGCAGUAAAAAUCAACGUAAUUAUAUUUCAAAAUCUGAUUGUUUAAAAGAUAAAUUUUGGAUCUGUUCAACGAACUGAAAGAGCAACUAUCAAGUUGCCCCGAGAAAACUCGUGCACUGUGCCGCACUGUCCAUACGACAGUGUGGGGUGCUGUUGUAUCCUCAUUAAACGCUGCGCUUGGCGGUGGUGGGGGUGGUGCAGUAACAUCAUCGGCGGAUAGCAGUGGUGGCUCCGGCGUAUCCGGACCAGGACCCGGUGGCGGCGCGAGCGUUAGUCGCUUCGCAUCUAUAAUGGGUGCAGUCAGCUCACGCCACAUCUCUACCAGUGAUGCGCUGGUAGAAGAAGGCGGUGGAGCAGGUAACAAUCAUGAUCAUGGCAACGGGAAUUGUUCAAUAUCACAUAAAAAUGGCAUAACCACAGCUACUGGUGGCUUUCUGCAAAAACAAGAUUUACAUUAUGACAUCGGUCCGAGUUCUCAGUAUCACCAUGUGCGUCAACCAAGUGUUCGCAGUAGAAGUCAGCAACCGAUGCCAACCACAGAUGAAUUGGAUAGGCGUUUCGCAAAAGUUUUGGCUUCCAUGGACUUACCACCAGACAAAGCGAAACUACUCAAGAAUUAUGAUGAUGAAAAGAAAUGGGACAUAAUAUGUGAUCAGGAUAUGGUGCAAGCGAAGGACCCACCAGCUCAUUAUUUGAACAAAUUGCGCACAUAUCUGGACCCAAAGGCCUCUCGCAGCCAUCGGCUAUUCUUCCUCUACUUUCUUUGUCAGAAACGCAAAAUUGUCGGUGAGUCCACAUCGACGCAGGUGCUGCGCGAUCUAGAAAUCUCUCUACGCACCAACCACAUUGAAUGGGUGAAAGAGUUUCUUGACGACACGAAUCAGGGACUCGACGCACUUGUCGAUUACCUAAGUUUUCGGCUACAAAUGAUGCGACACGAGCAGCGUGUCGAAGAAGCACUCUCCGAUUCUGACGAGCGUUUGAAUAUGACAAGCAGUCAGACAGUGGGAGGAGGCGGCACCGGUUCGGGAUCAGCAGAUGGUCUUGGCAGCACAUCGGUGGGAGUAAGUUCACCAUUGAGUGGUAGCAUCAACUUGGAUGGUACGCGGAAUCACCAACACUCACACACGGGACACUCGGGUGGCAGUCUAAACGGAUUUUUACGUCCCUCGCUGGCCGAGGUGCUUGACAGUCCCAGCAUUAGAAGACGCUCCAGACAUAUAGCUAAAUUGAAUAUGGGCGCAUCUACAGAUGAUAUACACGUGUGUAUAAUGUGCUUGCGCGCCAUAAUGAACAACAAAUAUGGAUUCAACAUGGUAAUACAACAUCGUGAGGCCAUCAAUUGCAUUGCGCUGAGUCUGAUACACAAGUCGCUGCGUACCAAGGCGCUAGUGCUGGAGCUUUUGGCAGCCAUUUGCUUGGUGAAGGGUGGUCACGAGAUCAUUUUGUCGUCGUUCGAUAACUUCAAGGAUGUGUGUCAGGAGAAGCGACGUUUUCAAACACUUAUGGAAUACUUCAUGAAUUUUGAAGCCUUCAACAUUGACUUCAUGGUAGCGUGCAUGCAGUUUAUGAACAUUGUUGUACACUCUGUGGAGGACAUGAAUUAUCGCGUCCAUCUGCAAUACGAAUUCACAGCUCUUGGUCUUGACAAAUAUCUGGAAAAACUACGUAUGACUGAAUCGGAAGAGCUAAAGGUGCAAAUUUCAGCUUACUUGGAUAAUGUUUUCGACGUGGCGGGUCUAAUGGAGGAUUCCGAAACGAAGACUGCAGCGUUAGAACGCGUGCAGGAGCUUGAGGAUCAAUUGGAACGUGAAGUGGAUCGUAACUCUGAAUUCAUGUAUAAACUAGCUGAGCUGGAGACAGAGGUGGCUGUAUUGAAAGCAGAACGGGAAGACUUAAUGACGACAAAACUGAAAUUUGACGAAGAAGUCACAACGUUGCGUCGCAUACUCAAACAGAAUGAACAAGAACUGAAGAAGCGUGAAUCUCUGCUUCAAAGCAAAAAUCUCGAAUUACAAACGUUGACUCGUUCAUUGCCACGUUCUGGUUCGAAUAGUGAAACGUCCCUGCAAAAUGGUGGAGCAUCACCAGAUAAAUGCAUGUCUCCUCCACUGCCACCGCCGCCACCACCACUGCCAUCUGCCAUGUCACCUGCCAGUUCGGCGCCUCCACCGCCACCUCCGCCCGCGCCACCUGCACCACCACCACCGCCAAUAGCGCACGGUGGUGCCAUAAGCAACGGCGGUACACUAUCACCUACAAUGUCGACAAACGGCGGUUCGAUAGGUUCACGUUCACCACCAUAUGGCUCUGGUCCAAAUGGUGGACCCAUAAUGUGUGCGUUCCAACCGCCACCACCACCAGUGGCCGGUUUCAUGCCCGCUCCAGACGGUGCCAUGACAAUCAAACGUAAAGUACCGACAAAAUAUAAACUGCCCACGCUUAACUGGAUAGCUUUAAAGCCAAAUCAGGUUCGAGGAACAAUUUUCAAUGAGUUGGAUGACGAGAAAAUCUUCAAACACAUUGAUUUCAACGAGUUCGAAGAGCGUUUCAAAAUUGGUAUUGGUGGCUCAUUGACAAAUGGCAACAACACUGAAGUGGAUGGUCUGCAUUCAUAUCCCAGCAGGCGUUUCAAGAAACCGGACAAUGUGUCGUUAUUGGAACACACGAGAUUACGAAACAUUGCAAUAUCUCGUCGCAAAUUGGAUAUGCCCAUCGAUGAGGUUAUCGCCGCCAUACACAGUUUAGAUUUGAAGAAGCUCUCACUUGAAAAUGUGGAAUUACUGCAGAAGAUGGUGCCCACUGAUGUUGAGGUCAAAUCUUAUAAGGAAUACAUAGCCGAGCGUAAAGACCAAAAUUUACUCACCGAAGAAGAUAAAUUCAUGUUGCAAUUAUCGCGUGUAGAACGCAUAUCAUCAAAGCUUUCGAUAAUGAAUUACAUGGGGAAUUUCUUUGAUUGUCUUCAUCUGAUCAGUCCACAAAUACAAGCUAUCACAACAGCCUCAAAUUCGCUCAAGAAAUCGAUGAAAUUCAAAAAUGUGCUCGAAAUUGUCUUAGCAUUUGGCAAUUACCUAAACAGUAGUAAACGGGGCCCCGCCUAUGGAUUCAAAUUACAAUCGCUUGAUACGCUAAUCGACACCAAGUCAACGGACAAACGCUCGUCGCUAUUGCAUUAUAUUGUAGCGACCAUCAGGCAAAAGUUUCCCGAUCUGCUCAAUUUUGACACAGAGUUGUAUUGCACUGAUAAAGCGUCACAAGUGUCGCUGGAAAAUAUCGUGACAGAUGUGCAUGACCUUGAAAAGGGCAUGGAACUGGUAAAGAAAGAAGCCGAACAGCGUGUCAAAGGCACACAAACGCAUAUUCUACGAGAUUUUCUCAAUAACUCUGAGGAUAAAUUGAAGAAGAUCAAAAUGGAAUUGAAGAAUGCUCAAGAUGCAUUCAAAGAAUGUGUUGAGUAUUUCGGCGAAUCAUCGCGGAACGCUGAUGCAGCUGCUUUCUUUGCGCUAAUCGUGCGAUUCACGCGUGCUUUCAAGAUUCACGAUCAGGAAAACGAACAACGUCGACGCUUAGAACAAGCUGCGGCACAGGCUGCCACCAAAAAGGAAAGCGAUCAAGUGUUAAUGCGCAACAAAAUGAACCAGAAGAAGCAACAGGUGCCCGCUUGUGGUUUCUCCUUACAGGAUGCUGUCAUAAACGAGCUGAAGAGCAAAGCGAAUUCGGUGCGUGAGAAGAAGUUAUUGCAGCAGGAUGAAGUCUAUAACGGUGCGCUGGAGGACAUAUUGCUCGGUUUGAAGAGCGAACCCUAUCGGCGGGCCGAUGCAGUGCGACGCAGUCAACGCAGACGCAUCGAUAAUAAUCGUUUAUCACGCACACUCGAAGAAUUAGAUGUCUAAAGCGAAAGUCGAAAAAUUAUACGAAAACUAGUAGAAUGAAAAUUGAAACAAAAUUUAUUAGAGAUAAUGUAUGUACGUCAUGUACAACAACAUAUAUACAUUUAAUGUUUUAUAAGCGACAAAUUAGAUUGUAUUUUCUACAAUAGCAUAAAAUGCCAAGCGAAAACUAGAAUUUUGGAUACAAUUUUUCAUAAUACAUACAUACAUACAUAUAAGUAUGCAUAGAAUUGCCAUACUCGAAUACAUAAGUAAUUUACUUACAUACAUUCAUAAUGCAUAGGUCAUAACCGUUUUUGGCACAAUUUAGAAAUACAUACAUAUACAUACAUAUAUACUAAACGAAAAAUGAGCAAUGCUUACAAUUUAAUAAAGCUUAAGUACAUUCCUUUCAGUGUUGUCGAAAUUUCUAAGUUUGCGGCAUGCAAAAGUCCAGGCUAUGGCUUGUGGCAUGUCAAGUAGUUAAGUAUUGCAUUAUUGUAUGAAAUGUUCGAAUAAAAGAAAUUCAACAGUCAGUAAAAUAUAAA